Quercus lobata is the source of this 1121-nucleotide messenger RNA. Its product is annotated as Ribosomal protein S5 domain 2-like superfamily protein. The transcript is spliced from 9 exons. Gene Ontology annotation, molecular function: RNA binding. Gene Ontology annotation, cellular component: nucleolus; cytoplasmic exosome (RNase complex); nuclear exosome (RNase complex). Bases 153 to 884 code for a protein of 243 amino acids. NCBI's taxonomy places the organism in Eukaryota, Viridiplantae, Streptophyta, Magnoliopsida, Fagales, Fagaceae. Gene Ontology annotation, biological process: nuclear mRNA surveillance; poly(A)-dependent snoRNA 3'-end processing; U4 snRNA 3'-end processing. The record is from RefSeq and is a predicted model, not a curated record.
UCGAAUUCAAGCUCCCUCUGGCCCUCACAAGUCUCUCACACACAUACACACACAACACACGGUAACAUCUCCUCAACCUAGCGGCGUGAAGAAGACAACACUCUCUCUAGGCAUUCACUAAAUUGUUGGUUUUAGCUUUGGAAGAUUAGGCAAUGGAAAUAGAUAGAUUAGAUGGCCGUAAAGCAAACCAGUUGAGACCCCUUGCUUGUUCCCGCAAUAUCCUUAACCGUGCUCAUGGCUCUGCCAGUUGGACUCAAGGGGAUACCAAAGUUCUUGUUGCAGUGUAUGGACCAAAAGCCGGAACAAAGAAGAAUGAAAACCCUGAGAAGGCUUGCAUUGAAGUUAUUUGGAAGCCUAAGUCAGGGCAGAUUGGAAAAUUGGAAAGGGAGUAUGAGAUGAUAGUGAAGAGGACCUUGCAAAGCAUUUGCAUUUUGAAUAUCAAUCCAAAUACCACAACAUCAGUUAUAGUUCAGGUUAUCAAUGAUGAUGGGGCUCUUCUCCCAUGUGCCAUCAAUGCAGCAUGUGCUGCUCUUGUAGAUGCUGGAAUUCCACUGAAGCAUCUUGCUGUUGCAAUCUGUUGUUGUUUGGCAGAUAGUGGAUACAUCAUACUGGACCCCACCAAGCUAGAAGAGCAGAGUAUGAAAGCAUAUGCAUAUUUGGUCUUUCCAAACUCGAUUCUCUCAGUUCGCCCAGAGGGAUCAUUAAAGGUACAAGGUGAACCAAUGGAACAUGGGGUUAUAACAUCUGGUACCCAGGGUGCAAUGUCAGUGGAUGAUUAUCUUAACUGUCUUGAACGAGGGCGUGCUGCUACUGCUAAGAUGUCUACUGUGCUUAGAAGGAACUUGCAACCACAAAUUGCCGGUGACUUAAGUAAAGCUGGUUGAUUUUGAAUGUUACUGUAAGUAGUUUUUACUUUUAUAGAGGUCAGGCCUUGUGUGAUAGCAAACACCAUUCACCCAAAGUGACAUGUCGGGGAUUUGAGCCUAGGAAUCACCCUCUCCAAAAAAAAAGGGGGGGGGGGUGUGGUAUAAGUUUGGUCUAGUACUAUUAAUGCCAUUACAUGUUGUAGUAUAAUACUUUAUGUGAAGAAUUAAUCUGGCCCAGCUUAUUUGCUAUUUCCA